AUGAAGGCCACCAUCAAUAAGGAUUUGCUGCCCAUGAAGGCGCAUUACUUUCUCUAUAAUGCCGGCACCGCACCCGUUGUACCCUUUAUGCCCCCGCUGGCGCUGCAGCUGGGCUACUCGCCGGUCGUGGUGGGCACCAUGUACACGAUACUUCCGAUUGUUGGCUUGCUGGCAAAGCCGAUCUUUGGUUACAUAGCUGAUCGCUAUCAUCGCCAUCGCUUCCUCUUCCUGGCUAGCCAGCUACUCAUCGCCGUGUCCUUUUUCAUGAUCUUGUUUGUGCCGGCCGCCGAAAAGCCACAAUUCCAUUGUCACGCCGGGGUGUCCAACAUACGCUACUGUUCCAACUAUCCCAAGGAUGCAAAACAGAAUCUGGAGACAUACUACGGCAAUCGGACCUUAAGCUGCAACAUGUAUUGCCAAAUGGCGCCGGAUAUGUGGGAUAUUGUAUGCCAGUUUUGGCGUCCAGUCAAUGCUUCUCGAAACCAGGCAAGCAACUGCGAGGCAAGCCGUUCAAAGGCUUGGAUCAACUUUACCACCUACAUCAGCGCCAGGGAUAUUAUCGAGGAAGAGUCGCUGGACGGCGGCAAGUGCCUCAAUUUUCUAAUACCGCACGAUCAGGGCAUACUGGAGUCGCAGAAUGUGACACUCUAUUGCCCCAAGGACAGGGUCAUGUUCCAGCCCAGCUGUCAGAUGGACUGCAACGAGCAAUAUCUCAAGGAACUGCUGCCCGAGAGCACAGUGAUCAAUAUGGGCAGCGCCAUCGCCAUGCCAGAGUUCUGGUUCUUCUUUAGCAUGCUGAUCAUCAGCUGGAUCGGCAUGGCCGUCGUGGUGAGCAUUGGCGAUGCCAUAUGCUUUGGCAUACUCGGCGAUCGGCAUCAUCUGUAUGGCAAGCAACGCUUGUGCGGUUCGCUGGGCUGGGGUAUCUUUGCACUGCUCGCCGGCCUGCUGGUGGAUGCAAUGACGCAUGAGGGCAGCUCGGAGAAGAACUAUACGAUUAUCUUUUGGAUGACGCUGAUCAUAAUGGGCUUUGAUAUGCUCGCCUCCACCAAGCUGAAGCACACACAGACUCACAUGUCGGCCAACAUACUUAAGGAUGUGGGCCAAAUGUUUCUAUCGGUGCGCUGCGUCGUCUUCUUUCUGUGGUGCGUGGCUAUCGGUCUGUGCACAGCGCUGAUUUGGAACUUUCUGUUUAUCUAUUUGGAUGAGCUGGCCGAGCACUACGACAAUGGCACCGACUACAUUACUACGCUGGAGGGACUGGUUAUGAGCAUCCAGUGCUUUGGUGGCGAGCUGCCCUUCUUCUUUAUGUCCGGCUGGAUCCUGAAGCGCAUUGGGCAUGUAAAUGCCAUGAGCCUGGUGCUCUUUGGCUUUGGUGUACGCUUCCUUUUGUACUCUAUGCUGCAGAAUCCCUGGUAUAUACUGCCCAUUGAGCUGCUCAAUGGCCUCACCUUUGGACUCUUCUAUGCGACAAUGGCCUCCUAUGCCAGCAUCGUUGCACCGCCUGGCACCGAGGCCACCAUGCAGAGUCUUGUGGGCGCCAUCUUCGAGGGUGUCGGCGUCUCCAUAGGCAGCCAAAUUGGCGGCCAGCUCUUUAACGCUGUCAACGGACGAACCACCUUUGAGAUCUUUAGCAUUGGCGCCUUCAUAGUGUUUAUUAUCCAUGUCUGUGUCCAAAUGUAUCUGAAACGCAAAGGUCCGGAUGACAACGGUAAGGGUAGGUCCUCCACAGCCUCCGCUUCCGCUUCUGCUCCCGCUUCCGCCUCUCCCGACUGCCUGCCUAGUACUAAAAACAAUGAUGAGUUUACCGAUGUCGAUUUGAGCUAAGGUUACAUAUUUCUUGGCAAAUUCCAUAGUACAAUAGAAGGUCAAUUACAAUGCCCAAAGAAUUUGAAAGAGUUCAUGGCAAUUAUUUACUUACAAAGACGGAAAAUACCUCGUUUUAUAGGAAUUUAUAAUAUAUGUACCAUAAUGAUAUGGCACGAGUUGUCAUUAACAUAUUAUCAUCAGCUAUGCCACAAAAGUUUCUAUCUAAGACAAUAACUGAAAGGUUUGCAGUUAUUUAGUUAGAGAAUACUUGAUAUUAAUCCAGUUUUUUUUAAAUUUUUGAUCACAAAUCUUACAAAUCUAUUAACAAUUCUGUUUACGUUUAUGUCAGACAAAAGUUUUUUGAACAUUUUAUUUCAUAGCUUUAAGAAAGUCUGAACAUUUUUUUCCUUAUAUCUUUUCAUUUGGUAUACGAUACAAAUAUGUAUAUACACAAAAUAUUCUUUAGAUUCACAAUAAAUGCGAGAGAUAUCGCAUAAAGCUUAUAUAAUAAUGUUAAUAAACGAAUUUCCCGUAUACAUACGGCUUGCUGGUAGAUUGUAUAAAGGAAAAGCAUCAAAAGUUUUUAAAUAUAUGUCGGAACAGAGAAAUCACUUUCUUUGCAAUUAGGCAUACUGGCAGCACAGCAAGUCCCGAGUGUCGUUAUAGUCACAAAAUAAUUAUAUUUUUAGGAGCGAGCACGUCUGUUCUCUAUGACUUCCACUUUUAGAAUGAAUAAUUUUCAUCGUCCUCGAGCAUACUACUCAUGUUCUUGUCAUUCUAUAUUCUUCUCUGACUUUUAGUACUGUUAGUGAACAUUCAACACUAUAGCAAACUGGACGUUAUACAACACACUCGGGCCAUGCUCGGCAGAGACUAUCUUUUUUGUCUCACACCAUGCUUUCAGUAGCAACCCUAAUACAAGUAGGACAGUUAUGUUAAAUAGCAGUACCUUCUGUCAAAUUCUCUGAUUCUUACUAACACUUAAUCGUUAGCAUUCAAAAUAAUACUCACAAUAAUUUAUUGGAUACACGACACGGCCUUCCUGACAUUUCACACGUCCUCGUGUGUACAUUUCGCUUAGAUCAUGCCAUAGUCAAAAUUGUUGGGUAAAAUUUAUUAGUCAUUACUUUACUUUAAGAAUAGCUUUACAAACAGCAGUAUCAUCGGUCAUUGUAGGUUUUAUUUUUUUAUUUUUU
Drosophila novamexicana is the source of this 3002-nucleotide messenger RNA. RefSeq names its product major facilitator superfamily domain-containing protein 6-A (gene Sugb). Gene Ontology annotation, cellular component: membrane. Bases 1 to 1824 code for a protein of 607 amino acids. The record is from RefSeq and is a predicted model, not a curated record. The transcript has 5 exons. NCBI's taxonomy places the organism in Eukaryota, Metazoa, Arthropoda, Insecta, Diptera, Drosophilidae.